Molecule: messenger RNA, 1710 nt
Organism: Trichomycterus rosablanca
Lineage: Eukaryota; Metazoa; Chordata; Actinopteri; Siluriformes; Trichomycteridae
Product: C-X-C chemokine receptor type 5
Exons: 3
Coding region: 1-1710 (569 amino acids)
Biological process (GO): calcium-mediated signaling; G protein-coupled receptor signaling pathway; immune response
Cellular component (GO): membrane; external side of plasma membrane
Molecular function (GO): C-C chemokine binding; C-C chemokine receptor activity
Source: RefSeq, a predicted model, not a curated record
AUGGAGAACUAUUCAGUAGAAAAUGCACAAUCGGUGUCCGGAUCUAGGCACACAUCUGCUUCCAAGUGCUCAGUAGCUGGUGGGCCCGCAAGAGCCAGAGCUGUAGCUAAAGCCGCGCACGCCAGAGCUGCAUUUGCACAACAAGAGCUAGAAAUAAAGAAGCAGAAAGCUAGAUUGGCUCUGGAAAAGGCUUCAUUGGAAGCAAGCUUGCAAGCCCUUGGACUUGAAAAAACAGCGGCUGCUGCCAAUGCAGAGCCUAAAGUCUUAGAAGCGGCAGCAGAAAUGGAGUGUGAGGACAUGCUUAGUCCAAGGAGUGGCGUCACACCUCUGGAGGUACAGCAGUGGACGGAGACGUACGUGGAACAACUGGCACAGAACCUACAAGAGAAAUGGCUUUCUGCUGGUUCCAGAUAUAAAGAACAUCACAAAGUCUGCUUUCCCCCAUUCUCUUUCUUUGCUGACUUUGUCCGAGGUGAAGCAAAGGCCAGGAAUGACCCCAGCUUUAUCCUGACCAACAACAACCAUGGUCAUCACCGCAACGAGAGAGCUGCAGGAAGACACGAGGGUACGAGGACUGCCAUAUCUGUCCACAAAACCGACGUGGCUGCAAAAGCCGACGAACGUGAAAAAGAGAAUGAGCUUUUUACUGACUUCACUGCUGACUACGAAAAUGUCUCAUACAUCUACCCUGAUGGUGACUACACUUGUGACGGUGAAGAAGAGUCUAUGCACCUGUAUAAUACAGUAUUACAGCCCCUCUUUUACAGCAUGGUAUUUCUCCUGGGCCUCAUAGGAAACGGUGUCCUCCUGAUGGUCCUCCUCCAGCGUCGUGCUCACCUCCGGAUGACUGAAAUCUACCUGUUACAUCUGGCUGUGGCUGACUUGCUUCUGCUCUUUACCCUGCCAUUUGCCAUUACUCAGUUGCUGACCAGCUGGGUUUUUGGCAAUUUUAUGUGCAAGCUGAUAGGCAUGCUGAACUACCUGAACCAACUGUGUGGAAGUCUGCUUUUGGCAUUCAUCAGCUUUGAUCGCUACCUCGCCAUUGUGCAUGCCAUCUCCAGUCUCCAUACCCGACGGCCCCAGUGUGUCCACCUCAUCUGUGCUCUGCUCUGGCUCUUCUGUAUGGGUAUUUCAAUGCCCAACAUGGUGUUUCUCUCUGUUGCACCGAGCAGGAAUGACUCAAAUAACAUACAGUGCUUUUUUAACAACCAUGGCAUUCAUGCUCACCACUGGCUACUCAUUAGUCGAUUGCUAACUAACCUGUUGUGCUUCUUCUUGCCUAUGGUUAUCAUGAGUUACUGUUACAUCACUAUAGUAAUCACCCUUUACCACAGUCAGCAGAGCCUUGAAAAGCAGGGGGCUAUUCGCCUAGCCAUAGUGGUGACCCUGGUUUUCUGCUUGUUCUGGCUACCCUUUAACAUCACCCUCUUUGUGGACACUUUGAUAAGGCUGGACAUUGUGACACAGACAACCUGCCUGGCUCGCAGUACAUUGGCUCAGGGCUUGCUGGUGACUCAGAGCAUUGGCGUAAUCCACUGCUGCCUUAAUCCAAUCCUGUAUGCCUUUGUAGGAGUGAGGUUCAGAAAGGAUCUUUUAAGAUUUUUGACAAAACAUGUGCCCUUCUGUGGCUCUGCGCUAUGUGGCAGAUGGUUUAGAAGCAUGUCUGUUUCAGAAAUGGCUACCAGCACCACAAGUACUCAAUACAUAUAA